Molecule: messenger RNA, 6021 nt
Organism: Dendronephthya gigantea
Lineage: Eukaryota; Metazoa; Cnidaria; Anthozoa; Malacalcyonacea; Nephtheidae
Exons: 2
Coding region: 256-6021 (1921 amino acids)
Biological process (GO): DNA repair; telomere maintenance
Molecular function (GO): DNA helicase activity
Source: RefSeq, a predicted model, not a curated record
UAAUCUGCUAUACAUUGAACAAAGUAUAAUUAGUAUAUCAUUUAAAUUUGCCAAAGUACUACAACUGCAUUCUUAACUCUACAAAGCCAAAGGCAAAACAACUGCAACUGAUCAGUACGAGACUACGAGCAGUGAAUACUGGGAAAACAAUGGGGAUAGCAAUUGAACAGUACAGGGCAAGAAUUGGUGAACAUGUGAGUUUCUUAAGACAAAGAGAAGUGGCCAGACGUGUAGCAGACAAUAUCACCUGGAGGUAUGCUGCCAUUUGAAGUAAAAGGUGUCAAAGUUGAUAUAUAUGGGCAAGUAUUGCCAAGCCUGGACAAUAAUAAUGCACCAAUUACUUCACAAGACCAUCAGUCUCAAGCUGCAAAAAAUGGCAAUUUGAAUACAAUUAAUCCAACAUCUACCAGGUAUCCAACUGCUGUGAACUGCUCUUUUUACAGUCAAAAAUCCAAACACAAGGCAGAAACAGCUGAGGAACGUGAGCAAAGAUUGUCAAAACAAAGAGCAUAUGCUAAACGUAAACGAGCAAGCGAAAGUAAUGAGUGUCGACAGAAACGCUUAUUAUGGCAACAGCAAUACAACAAACAAAAGAGAAAAAAUGAAAGAAUAGAACAAAGGCAAAAAAGGUUAGCUACACAACAGCAAUACAAUCAGCAGAAGAAAGCGAAUGAAUCUGUUGAACAAAGAAAAGUUAGGCUUGUGCGAGAAAAAAAAUAUUAUCAAGAAAAAAUUCAAAAUGAGACUAUUGAAGCAAAGGAGGCCAGACUGUCAAAGGCACGUGACUAUAAAAUGAAAGGACAUAAACAACAUGCUACAGAUGCAGAUUUAGUUAAAAAAUUUCAUGAAUCUGUGUCAGAAGGCCCACUCUACAUUUGUACAUGCUGUGAACAAUUAUGGUACAAGCACAGUGUCCGGCAUACAACAAAUAUCCGUUUAGCAAACAGUAAAAUGGCUCAUCAUUUGCAAGGAAUAAAUAGUGUUAAUAACAAAGAAUGGAUUUGCCAAUCAUGCUAUGAACAUUUGCAAAAAGAUAAAGUCCCUCCAUGUGCUGUGUCAAAUGGAAUGAAAUUUCCCUCAAAGCCUGGGUUUUUUGACCUAAAUGAAUUGGAAUGUAGGCUUGUUGCUCCAAGGUUAGCAUUUCAAAAAAUUAUGCAAGCACCCAGAGGUAAACAAUUUAAGAUUAAUGGUAAUGUAGUGAAUGUGCCAGCUGAUGUACCAAACACUGUCAAUAUGUUGCCACGGUUACCUCAUCAGACAGGAACAAUAAAAAUUAAUUUAAAGAGAAGGUUACAGUAUAAAAGUUCAGCAUUAUCUUUGAAUGUAAGACCUCAGAAAGUUUUGCAGGCAGCUACAUGGUUAGCAAACAACAGUACACUUUAUAGACAACAAGGAAUAACAUUUGAUCCUAAUUGGGUUAAACAUUAUACAGAUAACAUACAAAACAAUCCUGUUGAUGAUAACAUUUGCAGAAUUGAUUCAGAAGAUACUGACAUGAAUAAUAAAAGUAAUGAUGGUUGGACUGAGGAGGAAGCAGAAGUACUGGCGGGAAUCACAGACAGCAUGCUUACUGCAACUGAUUUUCUUAGCAAUACUGAACGGGAAGGCAUUUACAGUGUAGCACCUGGCGAAGGCAAUACGCCAAUUAGUAUAUUUAGAGAUGAACAUUGUGAAGAGUUAGCAUAUCCUGGUAUAUUUCUUGGCCAAAAACGACCAAGUGAUAAAGAAAGAUUGGUUAGCGCUUAUUAUAGUGAAAUUUGUAAAUCUGAGCUAAGACGAUCAGAUCGUAGGGCUGCUAUGUGUGUGGAAAAUAUUUUUUUUAAAACCAAAAAGCUUCAAAUGAAAAUCUUGCUAGGAAAAUGUCAAAUUGCUUUGAGAAAAUCUAAAUCUCGCAAUCAAACAAUGACUGCAGGCCAAUUGAAACAACAAGGUGGUCUUGAGAACCUUAUUCACCACGAUGAAGGGUACAAAUUUUUAAGAGCAUUACGAGGGUCACCACCUUAUUUUGAAAAAGCAAAAAAAGAUCUAUUUGCUAUGAUUCGUCAACUCGGUCCAGCAACAUUGUUUUGUAGCUUCUCAUCUGCUGAAACUAAAUGGAAUCAUUUACUCAGAAUUCUUGGCAAACUUGUUGAUAACAAAGACUACAGUGAUGCUGAACUUGACAAGUUAGAUUGGAAUGAUAAAUGCAGGUUAAUUCAAAGUGACCCAGUAACAUGUGCCAGGCACUUUGAUUUCCAAUUCAAUACAUUUUUAAGACAAUUUUUGAUGAGUAGCACUGCACCAAUAGGAAAAAUCAAAGAUUGGUUUUAUAGAGUUGAAUAUCAACAACGAGGCUCACCUCAUAUACAUAUGUUAAUAUGGCUCGAAAACCCACCUGUGUUUGGAGUUAGCGAGGAUGAGGAUGUCAUUUCAUUCAUAGACCAAAUUAUCACAUGUCAAAAACCAGAUGAUGAUGAGCCAGAACUGCUUGACCUUGUUAAUCGACAGAUGCACAGACAUUCACACACAUGUAACAAAAAUAAGAAAAAUGUUUGUAGAUUUAAUUAUCCUCAACCACCGAUGAGAUCAACAAUGAUAUUACACCCCUUAGAGGAAACAUUUUCUGAAGCUUGCAAAAAAAGUCUUAAGCAACAAUGGAAAGAUAUUGUGACAAAACUUAAUGAUUUGAGAGAUGGGCAAAAUGUCACAUUUGAUAAUUUCCUUCAGGAACUGGGUGUCUCUGAACAAGAUUAUCUUUUGGCUUUACAGUCAUCGCUAAACUGUCCCACAAUAUUUUUGAAAAGGCAGCCGAAUGAACUUAGAGUAAAUAAUUACAACCCAGCUUGCCUUAAAGCAUGGAGAGCUAAUAUGGACAUUCAGUUUGUUCUUGAUGUAUAUGCUUGUGCUAUGUAUAUUGUUUCUUACAUUUCUAAAGCGCAGAAAGGCAUGAGUGAAUUGUUACGGAAAGCAUGUGAAGAAGCAAGGGAUGGUAAUGCUAGUAUCAAACAACAAGUUCGAGACAUUGGCAACAAAUUCUUGAACAGUGUUGAAAUCAGUGCACAAGAAGCAGUUUAUAUUACCUUGCAACUACCAAUGAGAAAAGCUUCGCGUAGUGUAAUUUUUAUCAACACAUCACCUCCUGAAGAAAGAGUUCGCCUAUUGAGGCCAAUGAGUGAAAUUGAGCAUAUGGAAGAUGAUUCAGAAGAAAUUCAUGCUGGGGGUCUGCUAAAAAGAUAUAUUGAGCGACCACAUUGUCUCGAAAAUGUCACUUUAGCUGAUUGGGCUGCUUGGUAUGAUAACUGUGGGAAAAGAUCAUAUAAACCAAAAAAAUCACCUAAAGUUGACAUUGACAAUCUUCCAGAAGAAACAAUUGAUGAUGAGAACAAUGAUGAUGAAUUAUGUGAUCAGAUCAAUACAGACAUAUUAAAAGGCAAUGGAAACCCUAAAAAGAGACAGACAGCUCGAAUAAUCAGAAGUGUGUGGUUCAACAAAGAGGCCAAUCCAGAGAAACAUCAUCGUGAAUUAAUUAUGCUUUUUACCCAUUGGCGAAAUGAAGAUACUGAUCUUAUUGGAAAAUACUCCUCUUAUGAAGACCAUUAUUUAGCCUUAGCUGAUACCAUAGCUGAACAAAUGAGUCAGUAUGCAGUUUGUGCAGAAGAUUUAAAUGCCAUCCAAAACAGGUUAGAUGAAAAUGAUGAUAAUGAUGAUAUUGGUAACAUUGCACCAGUUACACAACAUGAUGAACUGCAAGAUCAAAGUGAAGGGAAUGUCGACUUACAUCCUGAUCUGAAUGAACAAUAUGAUUUAUCAGGUGAUCUUGGUAUUCCAUCAACAUCUGUAACUAAUGAACCACUUGUGUUGAAUGAAAUGCAGGAUAAUGAAUACAGAACAAUGAUGCAAUCGCUCAACAAGAAGCAAAAGGAAUUUUUUUAUCACACCUUACACGUUAUUAAAACAUCUGACAAACCAUUUUAUUGUUUCUUAAGUGGUGGAGGAGGUGUUGGAAAAUCUCAUCUGACAAGAUCAGUUUACCAAGCUGCUCUCAAAUACUAUAACACUCGUGCUGGUGAAGAUUUCCAUCAAGUUAAAAUACUUUUAUUAGCUCCAACUGGUAAAGCUGCUUACCUCAUUAAUGGUAACACAAUACACAGUACCCUUGCAAUACCAGCCAGCCAAUCUCUUAGACAUUAUAAACCAUUAGAUGCAAGCCGGCUAAAUACAUUGCGCUCUCGGUUAGGUGGUGUUAAACUAAUAUUAUUGGAUGAAGUCUCAAUGGUUGGAAAUAACAUGUUUACAGUACAGAUAAACAACCGUUUAAAAGACAUUAAAGGUAGCAAAGAGGAUUUUGGAGGUGUCUCCAUUAUUGGAAUUGGUGAUUUGUUUCAAUUACCACCUGUAUUUGAUGGUUAUAUUUUUAAUGACAUUCAAAAUUCAGAAUAUAGCAUUCUUUCACCUAAUUUGUGGAAUGAACACUUUAGAAUGUUUGAACUAACAGAAAUCAUGAGGCAAAGAGAGAAUAAAGAAUUUGCUGAGAUCUUGAAUAGAUUAAGAGAAGGAAACUAUACAAAUGAUGACCUUUUAAAAAUCAAAACAAGAUGUGUUACAGAGACAGAGUGCCCUCCAGAUGCUCCUCGAUUGUUUAUUAGGAAUGACAAUGUUGAUAAGUACAAUGAAGCAGUUUAUAACAGAGCUACUGGAAACAAGUACAGCAUUAAAGCUCAGGAUAGCGUUAUUGGUACCAACACUGUAGAACUGAGAGACAAAAUUUUGAAUCAAGUAAUAAAAAUGACCCUGCGAAACACUAAACAGCUUGCUAGAACUUUACAACUUGCUGUGGGUUUGAGAACAGAGAUGGUGUUGAAUGUAAGAACUGAUGAUGGUCUCACAAAUGGAGCUAGUAAUAUUAUUAAAUUAAUACAGUUACACCAAGCAAAUAGACCAUCUGGUAUAGUAUGGGUGGAGUUUGACGAUGAAAAUGUUGGCAAGAAAACCAGACAGGAAAAUAGACAUCUUUAUGACCAAGUUAUUGAACGUUCAUGGACACCAAUCAAACCUGUUACUGCUCAAUUUGCUGUCGGUAGAAAUAAGGCUGCUCAAGUUGUCAGAAAACAGUUUCCACUAAGACUAGCUGCUGCGAAAACCAUUCACAAAAGUCAGGGAAGUACUAUGUCUGAAAUUGUUAUUAACCUAAACACCAAGCGUGCAUUUUCACAUGUUCAUUAUGUUGCAUUGAGCAGAGUUACCUCAAUUGAUGGUUUAUUUGUUACUGACCUUUGUGAAAGCAAAAUUGCUGUUGAUGCCAAAGUUAUUGCUGAAAUGGAAAGGCUAAGGGCAGAGAAAUACUUGGAACUCUGUUACACUCCAUUUUAUAAUUUGGAAGAAACCUCUUUGAAGAUAUGCCAUUUGAAUGCACGUUCUUUACACAAACAUAUCGAAGAUGUUCGUAAAGAUCACAAUUAUUGUAAUGCUGAUAUAGCAAUAUUUACAGAGACCCGAUUUAGUCCAUUUGAUGACGAUGAAAUGUACACAAUGAAUGGAUUCCAUCUUUUCAGAAAUGACAGUCUGUUUAACCAACAUACAAACACGAGAGGAUAUGGCGGUUCUGUAGUAUACAGCAAAGUACCCUUCGUCCCAGGGUAUCCGUAUUGUCACAAUAUGAACGGUGUUGAGUUCACGGUGAUCAAAGUUGCCAGCAAAGUUGAUACUACCAUCAUUGCAGUGUAUCGUUCACCGAAAGUUCCUCUGAGAGAUCUCUGUUCAGCUUUAGCCAACAUUUUCGAUGACCACAGCUCAUUACAAAAUAUUGUGAUUGGAGAUUUCAAUGUCAACUGGUUAGUCCACACAGAACGACAGCCACUUUACAAUGUUAUGGUGAGAGACAAUUGUUAUAGACAGUUAAUUUCUGAUGUCACAACUGACAAUCAGACACUAAUUGAUCACAUAUUCACAAAUAUUCCUAGCAAUGAGACUGAAUCAGGUGUUCUCGAAGCCUAUUUCAGUGAUCAUAAAGCAAUCUGGGUUUCAAUAAAGGCUAUACAAUAA